GACAGACUUGCAGACAUUUGUGCAUCGACAUCGACAUCGACGCGGAAGCGGAAGCUGAGAAGAAGUGAAUUGCUCGAAGUGCGUCGUGCGGGUGCAUUUUAUAUCACACGAGAGCACAGGGCUCGAGCAUGUGGAACAUAAAGUUUUUAUGGACUCGUGGCGAUGGCGGCUGUGCACAGAAACGAACAGACAGACUGAAUGACGGAUUGAUGGGCUGACAGACUGACUAUACAAGAGAGAAACGCCGAGCACAAGAGCUCCACCGAUCUUCGAAUAGAAAUCGAGAGACACGGGGGAUCUGAAACUGUAUAAUGGGCGGAACCUAUGACCAGGACUUGCACUGUGGGCUUACUACAAAAGCUGCGCGACGAUUUACAAGAUGACGACGAGGGGGGCCUGGACGCUCAAUCUCAAGAUGCAGGAGCUGUGCAAAGGUCGGGGGUCGGUCGAUGGGAGCUCAUAAUGCUCGGCACUUGGGAGAGAUUUUCAGCAGCUUGCUCGUCUCGGCCUCGCUCGGCAGAGGUCGAAGAUGGGCUCGGGAUCGGCUGUCGAUCGGCUGCGAAGGUGCUCGAGGCGCGAGGACGAUUUUGUCGGAGACGGGUUUCGGGCGAGGGAUGAAUGUGAAGCGGUCGUCGUCGGGGAGGAGGGUCGGAAGGCGGAGCAGCAGAUCGCAGAGCUCGGGCAUGCGCUCGAAGGCGCGGCCCCGCCAUUUGACGGCGUAGACGUAGAAGGUGGCGUGGCGCUGGGCGACCUUGAGGCGCGCCACCUCGCAGUCCGUCAGCGGGCGCAGCAUGUCGUCCUCGAUGUUCUUGAGCGCCACCGAGGGCGGGAAAUGGCGCUCGGCCAGCCGCUCGACCUCGUCCGAGUCGAAGAAGAAGAUCACGUGCUUCCUCCUCCUCCUGCUCCUCCUCGUGCCCACCUGCGGCAUCGUGCACAUGAACCUCAAUCGCUGCUGCUUCUGCUUCUGCUGCGAGCUUCUGUGCCUCGUGCUCGCCGGAGCGAAGUGCAGCGUCUGCGCUCCGAAUGGCGACGGCACCCUGUUGAUCGUGCACCAUCUCUCGACCAUCUGGUACCCGAAAUCCACUCCGCUCACCUCCUGAUUGCUCUUGAACUCCAGCUCCCCCAUCUCCCCCAUCUCCCCCAUCCCUCCCUGCUUCAAUUCCACGCCCGCCAUCUUUGCCUGCUCCCUCGCUCGCUCGCUCCUCAAUCGUCAGCCAGAGCCACACUGAUUACAGAAUGUUGCCCUUGCCCUCUCUCCUCUCUUCUCCUUCAAUCGAAUCGAAGCUUCUGCUGGCGAUGUGGGGUUUUAGGUCAGUGUCACAGGUCACAUGGCCACUGGAAAUUCGAGGACCGAAGCUACGAGAACUAACGAAGAGAAAGAGGGCCAGGGAGAUGGAGAAGUGUCGAGGAUCGAAAGAGUGUGACGGAAGGGAGAGAGGAGGAGAGGAGAGGGAGAGAGGUCCAUGGGCAUGGAGAUGGAGCACGACGGAGCUGAGCUUAUAUAGGGGGUUGCCAGGCAGGGGCCAUGGAGCAGUCGGUGCCACAAGAGAGAGAGAGAGAGAGAGAGCUGAGAAAACGACAAACGAUCGAGCGGCAUCUGCCAUGGUCGCGCCCACUGUGAGAUUUUGUUCUGUCUCGAGCUGCAGGUUGAAUCUGCGAGCAGGCUGGUCCAUAAUACAUGCGAGCGCUCGGAAUGGCGAUGAGGUCCGGUGUAUGGCCGUGGGGAGGACCUCCCCUGAGAGGUGCCGUUUCCCCCGUCGUUGCAGCAGUCGUCGUGAAUCUAUAUCCUCAGCCCGAUGCGCUCUGAUUCUCGCACGCUCGCUCGCUUCCGUCGACGGGUCUACGCAUGCACUCAGGACCAGAUCUGUCUGGUCGACCUCUCAUCACUAGAUUGUCUCCCGUGCCAGCCUGCCUGCCUCCCUGCGAUCCGAGCCUUCAGUCGAAGGAAUUGCUCAUCUCACAUAUUUGUCGGGCAUGUGUGUCGGCAGGCACAUCACACAAGGCAUGAUCGACGAGGCCCAAGGUUCUUACUGACUGACUUACUGCAGGCAGGGCCACACGUCACACUCAAUUUUCCCAGCGUGCGGUCGGUUGCAAGCUUCGGAUCAGUGCUGGAUCUGGGAGCUUGGAGCUCGGAGCACGAGGCUAUCCAUUUUUCAUCCACGCGACCGACGAUUCCUAUUCGUGGCUUUGGAACCAGACCUAGAGUUACGUGAGCCAGGCCAGGGGCCGGGCGCUCUGCUUGCUUGCCCCCAGGCUGAAGCUUAUCUCCGACAAGCUCCAUAGCACAAGCAGCAGCAGGAACGUUUCGUCUUAUCAUAUCUGAGACAGGCAGCUGCCUUCUUGUGUCCAGUUUUGCGAUUUCGAGAUUUCGAGAUUUCAUAUUUCAUGGCCGCCGUGCUGUUGGAAUUUCGAUUACGAUUGUCGCUGCAGAGGUGUAUAAAUAUAUGUCCAAAGCGUUAAAGCAAUUUAUUCGCUGCUGUCGAUGCUCAAGACACUUACUUGAUAGUCCUCGGGUCUGAGACUCGCGUCUGAUUGUGUGCAAUUUCUCAGGAAGUAAAAUAUACUUCUUAUAGUGGCCUGCAACCCUUGGAACGAUUGAUGAGUAGUAUUGAGUAAGUCACAUCGAUCGACCCGAUACGUGUAUCUGUAUACUUCAAAGAUUAUUGAUGAUAUCAAUAUUACUGUACAUGAAUAAAUUACACUUUUAAACUU
This is a messenger RNA of Marchantia polymorpha subsp. ruderalis, 2715 nucleotides long. Lineage: Eukaryota; Viridiplantae; Streptophyta; Marchantiopsida; Marchantiales; Marchantiaceae. The record is from the annotation of a GenBank genome assembly.